GCUGGGCCCGGGGGCCGCGGGCAGCGUCGCCGAGGCCGGGCUCGGACCUGGGUUGGAGGUGCUCUGGGCGCCAGAUCCUCCCCUCUUCCCAGCGCUUCCCCUGCGGCCUCCCGAUCCCUUCUAGAGGGUUCUGGCCUUUGGACAGCAGGCCAGGGACCCUGGAUCUGAGCAAGGGGUCUGACAGGGAAAAUCCUCCGGUGGAGGACCACCGGCUGCUAGAGGAGCCCCGGGCCAACUUCCUGCCGUCCGUCCUGCCCACCUCCUGCAGCCUUCCUGAAGAGCCAGUGCCAGCCGAGGGGGCAUCAUGAGUGUGGGCUUCAUUGGAGCUGGGCAGCUGGCCUUUGCCCUGGCUAAGGGCUUCACUGCGGCAGGUGUCCUGGCUGCACACAAGAUAAUGGCCAGUUCCCCAGACAUGGACCUCACCACUGUUUCUGCCCUCAGGAAGAUGGGGGUGAGCCUCACACCUCACAACAAGGAGACGGUGCGGCACAGCGACGUGCUCUUCCUGGCUGUGAAGCCCCACAUCAUCCCCUUCAUUCUGGAUGAGAUUGGCGCUGACAUCGAGGACAGGCACAUCGUGGUGUCCUGUGCGGCCGGCGUCACCAUCAGCUCCAUUGAGAAGAAGUUGACGGCAUUUCGGCCGGCCCCCAAAGUCAUCCGUUGCAUGACCAACACCCCGGUUGUGGUGCGGGAAGGGGUCACCGUGUACGCCACUGGCACGCACGCCCAGGUGGAGGACGGCAGACUGGUGGAGCAGCUCUUAUGCAGUGUGGGCUUCUGCACCGAGGUGGAGGAGGAUCUGAUCGAUGCCGUCACGGGGCUCAGUGGAAGUGGCCCCGCCUAUGCGUUCACAGCGCUGGACGCUCUGGCCGACGGCGGUGUGAAGAUGGGACUGCCAAGGCGCCUGGCAGUGCGUCUCGGGGCCCAGGCCCUUCUGGGAGCCGCCAAAAUGCUCUUGGACUCAGAACAGCAUCCAGGGCAGCUCAAGGACAAUGUCUGCUCUCCGGGCGGGGCCACCAUCCACGCCUUGCACGUGCUGGAGAGUGGGGGCUUCCGCUCCCUGCUCAUCAAUGCUGUGGAGGCCUCCUGCACCCGCACCAGGGAGCUGCAGACCAUGGCUGACCAGGAGACUGUCUCCCCUGCCGCCAUCAAGAAGACAGUUCUGAACAAGGUGAAGAUGGAGUCCUCCCCAGGAGUGUCUGUGUCCUCUCCGGGUUGCACCAAGCCCCUGCCCUGCAGCCUGGCUCCAGCAGCCAAGGACUGAUGGCAUCCUGACCACCCACUACUCUUUCUGGCAGUCCCGGGGUCUGAACUCCGAGCCUCAUUCUUACCUGGCAAGUGCUCCACCACCUGCUUCCAAUCCUGUUUUAUUAUUAUUAUUUCUGUUCUGGAGCUUGAACUCGGGGCGCUGUCCCUGAAUUCUUUGACUCAGAGCUUAACACUCUACACCCUGAGCCACAGCGCCACUUCCAGUUUUCUGUUGGUUAAUUGGAGAUAGAGUCUCAGGGAUUUUCCU
Dipodomys ordii (Ord's kangaroo rat) is the source of this 1516-nucleotide messenger RNA. RefSeq names its product pyrroline-5-carboxylate reductase 1 (gene Pycr1). The record is from RefSeq and is a predicted model, not a curated record. The transcript has 7 exons. NCBI's taxonomy places the organism in Eukaryota, Metazoa, Chordata, Mammalia, Rodentia, Heteromyidae. Bases 305 to 1264 code for a protein of 319 amino acids. Gene Ontology annotation, biological process: L-proline biosynthetic process. Gene Ontology annotation, molecular function: pyrroline-5-carboxylate reductase activity.